Molecule: messenger RNA, 2784 nt
Organism: Symbiodinium sp. CCMP2456
Lineage: Eukaryota; Dinophyceae; Suessiales; Symbiodiniaceae
Source: the annotation of a GenBank genome assembly
AUGGCGUGUCUUGUGGCAGCAUCCACCAUGCUGAAACUCAUUGUGGGGAUCGUUCUGAAACCUGCACUGGCGGGCUUGAUGUCAGAUCUACCGCUCCCGCGUUGUGAAGACUUCACGGACUUGAAGCUGUAUGUGUAUGACUUGCCUGAAUCUUUCAACGUUGACCUCUACGAGGAGCUGGAGAAGCGUGCAACUUCUUCGGGGAGCAAUUGCGAUUUCGUGCUCUCCCCCUGCGACGAAGAUCGGUGGGCUUUCAAAUAUUCUGUGGCGCGGCAGCGAGGGGAAGAAAUCAUCAUCCUCCGGAAGUUGUUCGCCGGACUUUCCUGCCCACAGGUGAAAGCUGCAAGUCCUGAAGAUGCUGAUGUCUUUGUUGUGCCGUACUUGGCCGGGCUGGAUUGCUUCCUCGGUGGACACAUGUUGCGCUGUCCUACAAGGGCAAACCAGCAAGCGUCAGAUCUUUUCUCGCUCUUGGCGCAUUAUUCACCUGCCACUCGGCAUCGCCACCUGUUCAUUGCAACAGCCGAUAUUCACAGUCUCCCUUUGCAAUUACAGGCGCAACCUCUCCUUAUUUCCCAUGGAACGACAUGGGGUGCGCCAUCGGGCUAUCUGGUGUCCCCCAGUGCCGUGACAAAUGUCGUUGCGCAAUCUGAUCUGCCUAGCCGUGCCUCGUCAGCCCCUGUUCUGUUUUGGCUGGCUGCUUCCCCAACAAACGUUUACAGACGGGCUCUCUUUGCCUUCCUGGAGCAAUUCAAUGCCUCACUUUCUGACUCCGAACACGGAGGACAGCUUCACCGAGCAGGCCGAGUGGUCAUGCACAGGUUGGAGCGGCUGCAAGACCAUCCUGCACCGCGGCAGUUUUCUGAGGAACUUCAGCAAGCGGCCUUCUGCCCGGUCCCCCCUGGCGAGACCUCCGGAGGCAUUAAGCGGCUCCUGGACGCGCUGCUGUCGGGCUGUCUGCCGGUGGUCAUCGUCUUCCCAACCAGCCUGGGGAGUGGGAGGAGCUGGUGGCGCGCUGAGGGCCCUCCCGUGGAGUGGAGCUUGCCCUUUCCAUGGGAGAUUGACUGGCAGAGACUGGUGGUAGAAGUUUCGGAGGCAGACUUCUGGCAGGGCCGCUUGGUGCCUUCCUGCCUGAAUUUAUCCAGCCAGGAGGAGCUGGAAAAGCGCAAAUAUAUUGCAGAGGUGCGCGACUUUCUGCGGUAUGACCUUGCUGGAGGCAGCAGAGAUGCUUUCAGUCUACUCAUGGAUGGUGUCCGCUUGGCACUUGCAAGCUUGAAUGGACAUGGCGCUCAAGUCUGUUAUAAUACUCCUCGGUUGGCUUCACCACGCCGGGUGUUUCUAGAUGACGGAGACUCUAUUCUUGAGAAGGGCUGGUCGCAUGCUUUUUCGGAAAUCUCUUGUUUUGUUCCCUCUUCUUGGAAGCCAGCGGCUGCGUUCUACAACGCGACCACCCAGGAUCCAGUCGUGUUUGAACAGUAUGCCGUCACACACUACGCGAGAGGCUUUGGUGAUAUUCUUGCUGCAGGAUCUGUGUACGACUACGCGCGGACGGAUGCCACAGUUACUGAUCUAGCAGAACAGAAACAUACACUCUCCACAUCCAUGUUUGCCUUGUGCUUUGCCGAUCCCCCUGAAGCAUGCCACGGCGGCGAUAAACCGGAGCCUUGCGCCACAAGCACAGCUCCCCCUUCUUCAACGCGUUGCCGGUUGCUGGCUGAUGUAAUGCCCUUUCCGAACCACUUGGCCACACGAAAGGUGCAGAUGGAGCUCGUUACGACAGCAUGCAGGGAGAGGGAGCAUGAGCGAGGGGCCCUCGCAGACCCAGACCAAGGGAGUGGCAUAAGCAUCCAAUUCAAGGAGCUCGUCGUCCACGAGGCAGUGUACAAGUCCUGUGACGAGGAGUUCGAUGCUGGCCCUGGCGGUAGCGGUAGCGGCGGCAAGAGCAGCACGUGGCUGCUGCUCGAGCAUGCCCUGGCACGGCUGUACCAAGUUCGUGACGGCAUGCGCGUUCCCGAUUUGCUUCUUCUGGUUGUGCCAUCGGAUUCUGCGCGCUUGCGAAGUCUUUUGGAGCAAUUCGUGGAGCGAUUUGCAUCUCGGAGUCUUCGAGAAGCUGCGACCUCCGACUGGCUCUAUGUUGUGGAAAGCCCUCCCUCAGGACUGUCCUGGUCAUGUGACGGCCACCAGUUCAUGUCAAUCGGCUGCCACACGGAAGUCUUUCCCGAGGCGCUGAUCUUUCCAACUGAGCUGCUGCGACGAGCGCGAGCUCCGAACUUUGAGGCAGCCACUUCGUUGAGGAUGACUUCGGAUCCACGAGAUCCGCUGAUGCUCGUCAUGGCUAUCUUGAUGGACAUGGGGGGUGUGGAUCUCAUUCAUGAAGGGCUGCCUUACGAGCCUGGUUCCAAAGAUGACCCGGGGCUGUCCGACGCUGUGCGUGCCUACGAGUCCUUCCAAGGCAUCGACCACUUCUCUUGGGACCACUUGGAAAGCCGGGUCGCGUGUUUGCAUCAUCGCGGGUUCUUCUACCUCUUCGACUGGAAGCACGCGGAGACCCUUGCAGACCAGACGGAGGAGUCUCGACACCUAUUGAUUAGCGCGCUUGGGCGGCUCACGGACAAGGAAUGGGACCAAGUUGCAGUUCUGGGGGUUUGCAUCCCGGGAGAUCUGUCCUUUACGUUUCAGGACAAGCUGGAGAUAGGCUGGCACCAGCUACUGAAACACAUCGUCAACCUCCCACCAAACUUUUGGGAGAUGCCAAUCCCCAAGCUCGCGACGAUCAUUGAGUUGUAG